Messenger RNA from Tupaia belangeri chinensis (Chinese tree shrew), 2972 nucleotides. It is a transcript of the gene PDE7B, whose product is annotated as phosphodiesterase 7B. Gene Ontology annotation, biological process: signal transduction. The record is from RefSeq and is a predicted model, not a curated record. Gene Ontology annotation, molecular function: 3',5'-cyclic-nucleotide phosphodiesterase activity. NCBI's taxonomy places the organism in Eukaryota, Metazoa, Chordata, Mammalia, Scandentia, Tupaiidae.
AUGGCUAUCCUUCUAUUUCAGAGCUGUGGCAAAAUCUUGUUUGAGAACCCUGAUCAGAAUGCCAAAUGUGUUUGCAUGCUAGGAGAUGUACGACUAAGGGGUCAGGGGGGUUCCACGGGGGUGCCUGCGGAACGCCGUGGCUCCUACCCAUUCAUUGACUUCCGCCUACUUAACAAUACAACACACUCAGGGGAAAUUGGCACCAAGAAAAAGGUGAAAAGACUGUUAAGCUUUCAAAGAUACUUCCAUGCAUCGAGGCUGCUUCGUGGAAUUAUACCACAAGCCCCUCUUCACCUGCUGGAUGAAGACUACCUUGGACAAGCAAGGCAUAUGCUCUCCAAAGUGGGAAUGUGGGAUUUUGACAUUUUCUUAUUUGAUCGCUUGACAAAUGGAAACAGCCUGGUAACCCUGCUGUGCCACCUCUUCAACACCCAUGGACUCAUUCACCAUUUCAAGUUAGAUAUGGUGACCUUACACAGGUUUUUAGUCAUGGUUCAAGAAGAUUACCAUAGCCAGAAUCCAUAUCACAAUGCUGUUCAUGCGGCUGAUGUCACCCAGGCCAUGCACUGCUACCUGAAGGAGCCCAAGCUCGCCAGCUUCCUCACACCUCUGGACAUCAUGCUUGGACUGCUAGCUGCAGCAGCACACGAUGUUGACCACCCAGGGGUGAACCAGCCAUUUUUGAUCAAAACAAAUCACCAUCUUGCCAACCUAUAUCAGAAUAUGUCUGUGCUGGAGAAUCACCACUGGCGAUCUACAAUCGGCAUGCUUCGAGAAUCAAGGCUUCUUGCUCACUUGCCAAAGGAAAUGACACAGGAUAUUGAACAGCAGCUGGGCUCCUUGAUCUUGGCAACAGACAUCAACAGGCAGAAUGAAUUUUUGACCAGAUUGAAAGCUCACCUCCACAAUAAAGAUUUAAGACUGGAGGAUGCACACGACAGGCACUUUAUGCUUCAGAUCGCCUUGAAGUGUGCUGACAUUUGCAAUCCCUGCAGAAUCUGGGAAAUGAGCAAGCAAUGGAGUGAAAGGGUCUGUGAAGAAUUCUACAGGCAAGGUGACCUUGAGCAGAAAUUUGAACUGGAAAUCAGUCCUCUUUGUAACCAACAAAAAGAUUCAAUCCCUAGUAUACAAAUCGGGUUCAUGAGCUACAUCGUGGAGCCGCUGUUCCGGGAAUGGGCCCGCUUCACCGGAAACAGCCCCCUGUCCGAGAACAUGCUGAGCCAUCUCGCGCACAACAAGGCCCAGUGGAAGCGCCUGGUGCCCGUGCCGCACAGGGACAGGCGCAGCGGCAGCCCGGACCACGCCGGCCCCAGGGCGGAGGACGCCGAGCAGACAGGGACAGGGACGGGGCCGGGGACCGAAGGCGACGCCCGUAGUGCCGGUGCUGAGACCUGACCAGGCCGUCCUGCAGCGAGGCCUCCGAGCAGGCGGAAGCUCAGAGGGGGCGCUUGCCAGUCACCUGCCCACUCCCUGAGUUUGGGCCUGGGCCUCCAUUCAAUGCCACCCUCCUCUUACUUCCCCGCCUCCCCUCCUUUAUCCAAGUGUACAGAAGCCAUUUGUCACCUCAGCACUAGCUGCCGACAUGAGCGACUCCAUUCGGUGACGUGGGAGCUGAUUCCACGGCGCGCCCCCUCAACACACAAAAGAAGACUGGGAGUAAGAAAGAGGUGCUGCUGCCCUGUCCGCCAUGGCCCUGGGUCCCACCGCGACAGGCAGCGGCUCCUCAGCCGAGCAUUUGCCAUCUGACUGCUGAUCUGCAUGACAAAAACACCAGCAUAUUCGGAACUCCGAGGAGAUUGGUCUUUAGUGCAAGAGCACAGAUGAGAGCCUGAGAGAAAGUACCUUCUAUUUUAAUAAUAAUUAUUAUAAAGAUAAUAAUAAAUCUUUUUAACUUUUAUAUUUUAUGCACUAGACAAUGGAUCUACAACUUUGGACUAAGAUUACUCAAUGUACCCAAACUUGAACAGGGGGUUCAUUGUUUUCUUACUGACUUUAUGCCACUUUGGGUCCGAGAUUUGGCAUCUUCUCGAUGUAAGAAACCAUUUCCCAUCCCACCGGAGGGGAAGGUGCUGUACAGUUCAUUCCUUUGCACCCGUAGCCAAUCUGUCUUUUCUGAAUUCGGUGAUAUGUUUAUAUUCACACACCUACAUUUUCUGUAAAUACCAAGCGCUACUGAUUCCCAUGCCAAAAUACAUGAGUAUUAUGGGAUUGCUACCUGUAUAAACAAUGGCACUGUGAACAGAAUACUGUUAGUUUUAAUACGAGAAUGCAUUUGUAAAUAUGGUCUAGAGUUUAUUAAUAUACUAUUGUUUGCAGAUAAAGGCCUUAACUUUAAACAUCUUUCAUCUUCUGAAAGCUGCCCAACUUAAAUCCUCACAGAUGUCUUUCUGAACUGCCUUCCCAUGUCCAUCUUUAUGCUUUCCAGCUAAGGUCACAAACCAAAACUGAAUAAAGUCUUUGAGGAAACAUUUUGGAAACUUCACAUGCAUUCCGCUUGAGACCAUAGUGUUUAUUCUAUGGCACCAAGCACCGUUUCCUCAGAGUAAUGAGACCCUUCAGCAAGCCUGAAGUCACUUUUCAACGCCGCGAUGUUUUAACAAGCCAGCUGAUAAGCUUGUGUUUAUGCGACUCUUGUUAUGGAACAUGGCGGUGUGUCAGCCUCGCAGGAGACAUAGCAGGUCUCAAAAACCUUCUAUGACCCUGUCAUCUUACCGUCAGGGAGUUCCCGGCUCCCAUACCACACGUUUGUCUGUUAUGGCUACACUACCAAAGUACCUUUGGUUUAUGGUUGGCACGCAUUUCUUUGGUGAUAAUAGUAACUGGAUUUUUCUUUUUCCUUAAUUUUGUGUGAACAGCUGCCCAACUGUUUAGCUGAAGUUAAUAUUAUUUAAGUAAAGAAAACAUUGCAGUUUUAUGACAGGCUUUACCUUCCAGGCAGGUCAUUGUGGUCAAUUAUAGCUCUAGCUAGCAGA